GCGGCUCAUGCUGUGCGCUAAUCUGCAGAGGCGCCGCAGAAAAAUCGAUAUUUGUGGGCAACUCUUACCUUCCGCUCAUCAUCAAUAAGGAACCCUGGCUUUCCCCCCUUUCCCAUACACUAUUUCCCGGACAGCUCACAGAACACCGCACAGUGACAGUUUCUAUUGUUUGUUGCGAUAUAUAAAUUAGAAAAUUCUCUCCCCCUCUCUCUAUGUCUCUCUCUCCUGCCGCCCGCUAGCUGACCUUGGUAGUCACCCAUCCCACAACCACAACUAUUGCAGCUUUACACGAAAUGAACUCAGUGCAUCCCAAACCAAACUUGAAAAUACCUGCUACUGAUGUUAUUAAUCCGAUAUUGAGCACAUCCGGAGAUUACAGUGAUGUAUACAAGUGCAUACUGACGACCGGCUGCGAAAGCACUCUCGUCGCAGUGAAGUCCGUCCGAUUUGGAUGGCAUAAAGAGUACUACAAUCGAAACAUGAGAGAAAUAAACUUGCGCAUCAAACUCAAUCACCCAAAUAUCACCCGGUUGUUAGGUACCACUGAAGAAUUCAAAGAUGGCAGCUUCCCUUCGUUAGUGUUCCCUUGGAUGCCAAGCGGAGACCUCCAUUGCUAUAUCGCGUACCACGGAGCAGGAAUCGAGGCAUCACUCAAGUUGUCCCUGGCUCGUGACAUCGCCUCUGGAGUCACUUAUCUUCACAAGUCACAUGUGAUUCAUGGUAACUUAGAGAGUAAAAAUGUUCUCAUAGGCCCAGAAAAUCGAGCAUAUCUGACCGGUUUCUCCUUGUCAACCGACCUUAAUACCAGUAAGCUCUCAAGAAAGCCUGAGCCUGGUGGAGUGCGAUUUGCUGCUCCUGAAUGCCUCAUCCAUAAAGUAGGCGGGAACUCCUUGCCUAUCAUCAACAGCGAUAUAUACUCACUCGGCUGUAUCUUAUUCCACGUUUUCUCAGGAUGUUUGCCGUGGCAUGGUUCAAAAUCGGGCGACAUUAUUAACGAACUUCGACAGCGUCGUAUGCCGUCACGUCCAGGGGGUGACGGUAUUGAUGAUUCCCUGUGGAACUUCAUCACACGCUGUUGCUCUUUCAUACCGCGUGAUCGACCAUCCGCAACACAAAUCCUUGAAUUUCUCGAUCAGUACAAGCCUAGUAAAGUCAAUAUAUCUCCAGAUGACCUGACAAAUAUUCUCUACGACAUCCCUCUCUUUCCCACUGACGGAGGAAGUUUUGCAGACAUAAGAAAGUGCACGCUGAAGAGGGACGGGAACACCAUACAGGUAGCUCUCAAGUCAAUUCGACUCCGAGGCAAUAUUCCAGCUCGAAAAUUGUGGAAGGGGUACUUGCGUGAAAUCGACAUCUGGGCAAGACUUAUGCAGGAAAACAUCCUACCUCUACUCGGAGUCGCACGAGGUAUUUACAUGGUUUCUGGUUGUGACGCUUUGGUUUGCCCCUGGAUGGAGAAUGGCACACUAUCAGUGUACCUCAGCAGGUAUCCGACGAUGGAACUGCGACAGAAGUUAAAAUUGCUCUGCGACGUCGCCACUGGCCUUCGUUAUCUUCAUUCCCAACGCGUUGUGCAUGGAGAUUUGACAAAUAACAACAUCCUCGUGGAUGUUAACGGACGCGCGGUAGUCGCUGAUUUUGGCCUGUCUUGCCGAAUGGAAUUUACUGGGAGUUACUCCGCCACUGAGGCUGUAAUGUGGAUGGCACCCGAACUAAAUCAACUCCCGUUUAAACCAUCUAUACACAGCGAUAUGUAUUCCUUUGGUUCCAUUAUGAAUUAUGUCAUCUCUGGCAAACUUCCCUUUGCGCCUGAAUCAGCGAAUACCGCCUUUCAUCAAGGAAAACCACCCUGCACAGUCCGAGGCAAUGACGUAUCUCAAGAACAUUGGGAAUUUAUCCAACGGUGCUGGGGACCAUUUAAUUUGGAACACGGGACCUCUUCUCGCCCAUCCGCUGAAGAGGCUUGUAUAUUUCUGCGAAAGGAACUUGAGCUUGAAACUUCUGACUGAACGCAAAAUGGGUCUGAAUCUUUGGAACAAAUUUAUAUAUCAAAUUUC
Molecule: messenger RNA, 2057 nt
Organism: Suillus bovinus
Lineage: Eukaryota; Fungi; Basidiomycota; Agaricomycetes; Boletales; Suillaceae
Product: kinase-like domain-containing protein
Exons: 16
Coding region: 294-2009 (571 amino acids)
Biological process (GO): protein phosphorylation
Molecular function (GO): protein kinase activity; ATP binding
Source: RefSeq, a predicted model, not a curated record